CUCUGCUCGGGUAAUCCACAAAAUACCGAAAACCAAAACGCGUUGCGACGCGCUGCAGAAGAGCUACGUGAAAUCACAACUACAACAGCCAAUACGCCGGCCAUCAAACGAAAUCUUAUACAUCGGUUGGAGUACUGCUCCAAGCAGGCUGCUUCGGCUGCUACUCAGUGCAUUUCGGCGGCACAGAACGCGGUGCAGCAUAGCGACGACCACCAAACCAAGGAGCAACUGCUGCAGGACUGUAAGCGCGCAGCCGACACGAUUCCACGACUCGUGACAUCGGUGAAGACAACUCGUUCCAACCCGGAUGAUCCAAAUGCGCAGCUGAAUCUGAUAGAAGCUGCCGAGCAAUUCAUUGAACCGGCCAUUCAAGUCUCGCGAUCUGCGCGUGCUCUACAGCCUACAGUUACCGACAUACCGUCGGCCACUCAACUUUCGAAGAGUGCAUUAUACCUUGGUCAAACUGUGUCCGAGUUGAACUCGGCGGCACAGCGUGCGCGUGAAGCCUGUGGCGGCCAAGAACUCGAAUCUGCUUUGGAGGCGGUACGCAAUCUGCACAACGUUUUGGAUGACACUCGCAAGGCAGCACAGUCAGGCAAUAUUCGUCCACUUCCCGGCGAGACUGUCGAGAAUACUGCCCAGCAAUUGCGUGUAUCUGCCAAAAAUGUGGGCAUUGCGCUCAGACAACUUUUGUCCUCAGUUAUACAAGAGCAACGCCGGUAUGCAGGCGUGGCUGGACGCGAUACUGCAUUGGCGCUCGGUGAUUUCACAAAGAGUGUACAUGGUGUAGCUGCGACCACGAAGAAUCCAGUCGUAAUUGACUGCGCCGACGAAGUAGUUUUACAUUCUGCACGGCUGAUUGAGGAAGCACAGCGCACGCUGCAAAAUGUCGGCAGCACCGACGCAUUGACCCAGGCUGGUCGCGAUGUUACAGUCGCGCUUUCGAAGACUGUCGACUGCAUACCGGGUCAGCGCGAAGUGGACAACGCCCUGCGCAAUGUGAGCGAAUUAAGUGAGAUACUCUCGAUGAGUGAAUUCCCACCAACGGAUCGUAACUACAACACGUUGCAAACAGAACUGAAGCAGGUGGCAGAGGGACUCAGUGUAGCCGGCGGGCAAAUCGUGCAAGCCUACAAUAGUCCCGCGCAGCUGGCGGAAAGUAGCCAAAACUUCGCCGGAAAUUACCGUGAUCUACUAGCUGUCUCAAUGGAGAUGGCUGGCCAGACGCAGGAUGAGAUAGUGCGCUCCGAAAUGAUUGAUCGCCUGCGCAAUGUCUCUACGCAAUCUUGUUCUCUGUUAUCUACAGCCAAGUCCAUUGCUGCUGACCCGGGCCAACCGAAUGCCAAGAAUCUUUUGCACGCAGCAGCUCGAAGUGUCACCGAAAGCAUAAACAAACUUGUCGACGCCAGUAUACAGUCUGCGCCAGGACAAAAGGAGUGCGACAAUGCAAUGCGCAAUAUUGAGGCGCUCCGCGUGAUGCUCGACUAUCCGCACGAGCCCAUUAACGAACAGGGCUACUUCGAAUGUGUUGAAAAUGCGACAAAUAAGUCACGCAACCUGGGCUAUGCCAUUUCGGAAAUGAUUAACAAUGCCAAGCAAUCAAAUCACGUUGGCUUUGGCCAGUCGGUGAACACUGUCGCUGAGUCCAUACACAGCUUGAUAGAAUCUUCAGCGCAAGCAGCCUACUUGAUAGGCGUUUCGCACCCCAGCAGUGUAGCUGGACGGCCCGGCAUCAUCGAUCAGGCGCAAUUAUCCUGGGCGUAUCAGGGUAUUCGCCAGCACUGUGACAUCGUUAGCAGCGGCAAGUCCACGAAGCAGCAAAAGAUAUCUGCACUAACGGUAAUCGCCAAGCACACCAGUUAUUUGUGCUCCAUAUGUCGUCAAGCCAGCAUGAAUACCAACAAUCCGGUGGCGAAGAACGAAUUCAUUGUGUUGGCCAAGCAAGUUGCCACGGCUACGUCUAACUUGGUGCAGGAAAUAAAGAGCAUUGAAGAUGAGCCUUCGACUCCGACACGCGCUCGUCUCGUGGAGCCAUUGCUAGAAUCUGUGAAAGCCGUUCGGCAAUAUGCUUCCAGCCCGGAAUUCAUCUCUGUGCCGGCGAAAAUUUCCGCUGAGGGACGCAAGGCUCAAGAACCAGUCAUUAACGCAGGACGCGGUGUUAUCGAUGGUGUCAUCGAAAUGGUGAAGGCUGCUAAGUCAUUGGCACUCUCACCCGACGAUCCGCCAGUGUGGCAACAGCUCUCAAAUGCUUCAGCUCCCGUUUCCGAAUCGGUGAAGCGUUUGGUAGACAACAUCCGCGAAAAGGCACCCGGUCAGGCACAAUGCGAGCAAGUCUUGCACACACUGAAUACGUGCACCCGUGAAUUGGACAGCUGUGCCAUGGCGGUGAGCGCUCAGGGAUUGAGUCAACGCCGCGACAAUAAUUUGCACGGAUUCAGUGGCCAGACAUUGAACUCUGCCGCUGAGCUAAUUGACAAGCUUGAGCCCAUACGCAUGGCUGGCAAAAAUAAUGCAGAACAACUUGGCCAUGCUGUCGGCGAGAUCUCGCGCUAUAUUGUGCCAAUGGUGAAUGGUGCGAUUGGUGCUUGCACCCACAUCGUCCACACCAAUCAGCAAAUGAGCCUCAUCAACCAAACAAAGUCGGUUGUGGAGAGCGCCGUAACACUUGUACAAGCAGCCAAGGACUCCGCCGGCAAUCCGCGCUCUACGCACGCCCAUUCGCACUUGGACGAGUCCAUCGAUUACACGCGUCAAGCCAUACAGGAACUCACGGAGACAGUGGAAAAGAUCAACGCCGAAAUGGGUGUGGUAACUGGUCUGAUGGAGCAAGUGAAUCGUGCCAUUACGCGCCUGACCGACAAGCGUCAAUCGCUGCUCAAUGCCUCGUACUCGGACUCAUUUGUCGAUUACCAAACACGCAUGGUGCAGUCAGCCAAGGAGAUCGCCCGCCUGGCCAACGAGAUGAACGCAACAACCAUUGAACCCCAGCUACUGCCGCAACUUGCCCUGGAAAUGACGCAGCAUUACACGCAAAUCACACAGGAUUCGGUAGGUGCAUCCACCACAACAUCGACACCGGAUGUAGCCAUGCGCAUUCGCUCGACUGUCGUUGAUUUGGGUGGGUCCGUGAGCUCCAUGAUACAAUCAGGUGCUGCUGGCGCCCGCCCCAAUGACACCUCCACCCAGCAUGAAAUCUCUCGCAAUGCACGCGACGUCUCUGAGAAGGUAGCACAAGUUUUGGCUGCGCUGCAAGCCGGUUCGCGUGGCACCCAAGCUUGUAUCAAUGCCGCGCACACAGUUUCGGGCAUUAUUGGCGACCUCGAUACGACCAUCAUGUUUGCUACCGCCGGUACUUUGCAUUCGGAUGGCGAUGGCACAUUCGCAGACCAUCGCGAACACAUUUUGCAGACCGCCAAGGCGCUUGUGGAAGACACGAAAGUGCUAGUCACUGGCGCGGCUGGCACACAAGACGAGUUGGCGAACGCCGCACAGAAUGCCGUUUCAACUAUACUGCAACUUGCUGAAGCUGUUAAACGUGGCGCUUGCAGCCUUGGCUCGACACAACCAGAUUCCCAAGUUAUGGUAAUCAAUGCCGUGAAAGAUGUAGCCUCCGCCUUGGGCGACUUGAUUAACGCCACCAAAUUGGCAUCUGGCAAACCCAUACAUGACCCAUCGAUGCAAGAUUUGAAGGAGAGUGCUAGGGUAAUGGUGCUAAAUGUGUCUUCGUUGCUAAAGACCGUAAAAGCUGUUGAGGAUGAGCACACACGUGGUACGCGUGCCAUGGAAUCCACCGUUGAAGCCAUUUCACAGGAGAUACGCGCUAUUCACUCACCACCUCCACCUGGCAGCGCACAAUGCGGUCCUGAAGAUUUGAUACGCGUCACGAAGAAUGUGACAUUGGCAACCGCCAAGGCAGUGGCCGCUGGUGCUUCCAAUCUGCAAGCCGACAUUGUAGCCGCCGCCAAUCUGGGCAGACGCGCCAUUUCGGAAAUGCUGCUGAUUUGUCGCUCGGUCGCUUGGAAUUGUGCAGAAACUGAGGAAUUGCGUCAGCGUACACUCGAAGCGGGUGCCGCUGUUGGCGAGUCCUAUCGCGAACUUUUGAAUGGUAUUCUGCACAAUUGUUCAGCCGACGAUCGGGUGCAUUUGUCGCGUCGCGUUGCCAAAAGUGUUACCGAUCUGGUUGCGAUGGCACGCUUGUUGAAGGGUUCCGACUGGAUUGAUCCCGAAGAUCCGACAGUGAUUGCUGAAAACGAAUUAUUGGGUGCUGCAGCAUCCAUUGAUGCGGCUGCUAAGAAAUUAGCAUCGCUGCGUCCGCGGCGUCAACCGGAUGUAAAGAUUGAAUUGGAUGAGAAUAUGAAGUUCGAUGAAAUGAUCCUGGAGGCAGCGAAGGGCAUCAUGGCAGCCUCUUCGGCGUUGGUGCGCGCUGCCAAUGCCGCUCAACGUGAAUUGAUCGAUCAGGGCAAAGUGGCACGACGUCCACUGACCUCAUCGGAUGAUGGACAAUGGUCUGAGGGUCUGAUAUCUGCUGCUCGUCUUGUCGCUGCAGCUACGCACAGCCUCGUUGAGGCUGCACAGAAUUUGGUGCGUGGAGUGGGCACUGAAGAGAUGUUGAUUUCCACAGCCAAGCAAGUAGCCGCAUCAACAGCUCAGCUGCUCAUCGCAUGCAAAGUGAAGUCAAAUCCGAACUCGGAGGCAGGACGCCGUCUACAAGCCGCUGGCAAUCAGGUUAUAAAGUCCACGGAGAAUUUGGUGCGCGCAGCCCAACAGGGUCUCGAAGAUGAAGAGGAGAAAACGCUGAAAAUCAAUACAUCGAUGGUUGAUGGCAUGGCACAGGAAAUUAACGCGCGAUCCGAUGUGCUGCGAAUGGAGAAGCAAUUAGAAGAGGCGCGACAAAAGCUCAUUACCAUUAGGCAUGCGCGAGCGCUGCAGAAGAAGGGGCAAGGAUUCGGUACGGACGAAAGCGACACGGAGUACGCGAAUUCCACCUAUGGAACACUGCAGAAAAGUCAAAAUAAUACACUAAAUCGUUCGGGCUACCCUUCGGAAGUGCCGCCCACCUCACCGAGCUAUUACAGUCAGCAGCAGCAGCAAGGCAAGCAUCAUUACAACUACGCAACACACCCACAACACUUCCACCAUCCAGCUGCUGUAUCACCGCCGCCGCCGCCCAUGAGCCAUCAAUAUUCCAGCGGCGCUGAAGUGAACGGCAGCAUUGAGCUGCCACCGCCACCGCCGCCACUAUCGACGACUCUAUACAACAUGCAAACAGCCACGGCAUCGGGCAGCGGUGCCGGCAGUUCCUUUAGACCUAACCCAAAACUAACAGCCAAUGCGGUGCCACGCCCCUACACCGGUAGUGCAGGUGGCGUCAGCAGCAGCAGCAGCUUACUAGGUACUAACGGUGGUGGUAGCGCUAAAUACACUCAAUCACCCAGUCCCGUAGCGAAUGUCAGUAAUUACCAGCAACAAUCUUUUGAAAAUGCAACAACAACAUCGGCCACAAACGCCCAUCAAUCGGCGCUACCCACAUCGCAGUCAACCACUCAGAAAUCGACCGCUGUCAAUCGGAAGCUAGAAGCCUGUGUAAAAGAUUUACACGACAAAACAUUCGGCCAAGGCGGUGUAGUGCAGAUUACCGGCGGUGGGGCAUACCCUGGUCAAAACUAUGAAGGUUACACCUCCAGUUAUGAAACUCGCAAUUUCGAGCAGAGCGAUGAAAUGGUGGAUAAACCCUUGGAUUCGAGCUUCUCACAAAUGACACUUAGCACCGAUGGCGGUAAAGUCAGCAUAAUUGAUCAGGGCUCCGAAAGGUUGACGUCGAUGACGCAACGUGUAAUGGAACGCAAAACUUUUAGCAGCACUACCGAGAUGCAUUCGGAAAAGAAGACACACAGUUUUCGCAUGGAGUAGAUUAGUUUUAGAUUCGAAUACAAAAAAAAAAUACAUACGCAUAACUACAUUUACAUGUAUGUAUGUAAAUAUAACUAAAAUGGCAAGCAUGUUGGUGCUAUCCUCUGCGGUGUGUCAGCAGCAGCCGAAGCUUUGCCUCGAAGUUUGCUUAUAGAAUGCCACUGCGCCACUAAGGGCGCUUGAAAACAAAAAAAAAAUUGUCAAAAGUGCUUUUAACUGAACUAAUUUAUGUAUGUAUAAUAAUCUAUAAUAAUGUCUAGAUAUUAGUAAAUAUUAAUUGGAGUUUUAAAAUGUUCGCCGCCGUUUUUUAUGUCGCAGCCAAAUACUUGCAAGCAAAAAAAACACACAAAAACAAAUAAAACUACUCCGAUUUGGUGUUCGAAUAGUUCAAUUUGUAUGUCCAGUAGUCGCUGUAUUUUUGAUGUAUUUGUUUAAAUGUAGAAAUGUGUAUUUAUAUAACAUUUUAAUUAUAUAACAAAAGUUUACAACGAUUUUCAGCCAGAAUUAAAAUGUUUGCCAACAUGUUGCCCUGUAAUUGCAUAAUAAAUAAUUAAAAUAACACUAUUAACGGUAUUAAAAUAACGAUUAAAAGCGAAAUACAAAAAAAAAAAAUAAACAUAAAUGAGAAGAGUUGGAGUUGGUCCUUUAUUUUAAAUUAUUUAUUGACCAUCACGCUUUGUGGUAUCCAAAUUAUUAUAAAAUAGCUUUUUAUCGAUCGUGAUUAAUUUUUUAAUAACUGUACGCAAUUAUUA
Rhagoletis zephyria (snowberry fruit fly) is the source of this 6662-nucleotide messenger RNA. RefSeq names its product talin-1-like. Gene Ontology annotation, cellular component: cytoplasm; plasma membrane; focal adhesion. Gene Ontology annotation, molecular function: actin filament binding; integrin binding. Lineage: Eukaryota; Metazoa; Arthropoda; Insecta; Diptera; Tephritidae. The record is from RefSeq and is a predicted model, not a curated record. Gene Ontology annotation, biological process: actin cytoskeleton organization; cell-cell adhesion.